AUGCAGCAGGCGGUGGCCUUCGGCAGCAGCCAUGCGCUUGCGCUUCGGCCUACCAAAGUGCACACGGCGCCACGGGGACGGUGUGUGCCGUCUCACGUAGCCUGCGCCAAGAAGAACAUCCAUCCCGAAUGGUUUGAGGAAUCCCGGGUCAUCUGCAACGGAGAGGAGGUCCUUGUGACCAGCGGCACGAAGCCCAACUACACAGUGGAGAUCUGGUCUGGCAACCACCCCUUCUACCGGGGCGUCAACUCGACCAUGGUAACAGACGAGGGCCGCGUCAGCCGGUUCCGGAAGCGCUUUGCGGGCCUGGAGGCGCUCAAUAAGAUCUCCGGAGGCGAGACGGUGAUUGGUGGAAAGGGCGGCGCCCGCCCCGCCACGCUGGAUGACGACAGUGAUGAUGAGGGUGUAGCGGUGGCCGCCAAGCCCGUGGUCAAGCCCAAGCAGAAGAAGAAGAAGUAG
Molecule: messenger RNA, 459 nt
Organism: Auxenochlorella protothecoides
Lineage: Eukaryota; Viridiplantae; Chlorophyta; Trebouxiophyceae; Chlorellales; Chlorellaceae
Product: 50S ribosomal protein L31, chloroplastic
Exons: 3
Coding region: 1-459 (152 amino acids)
Biological process (GO): translation
Cellular component (GO): ribosome
Molecular function (GO): structural constituent of ribosome
Source: RefSeq, a predicted model, not a curated record